Aspergillus heteromorphus CBS 117.55 is the source of this 4338-nucleotide messenger RNA. RefSeq names its product putative GTP binding protein (Bud4) (gene bud4). Gene Ontology annotation, molecular function: GTP binding. Lineage: Eukaryota; Fungi; Ascomycota; Eurotiomycetes; Eurotiales; Aspergillaceae. The transcript has 4 exons. The coding region runs from base 1 to 4158 and encodes 1385 amino acids. The record is from RefSeq and is a predicted model, not a curated record.
AUGGCGAGCAACCCUGUGCAACGGCCACUGUCCGAAGUGAGCCCCAUGGCCCAACGACGGAACUCCCCCAGUUGGAACCAAAGUACCAAGACAAUGAAGUCUCACGACGCAUCCCCAUAUGAGGGGCCUGCAUCGCCGCGCCUCUUCUGGCAGGGUCGCGAGUCGGCGUCGCCGUUCCAACGAAGCUUGGAGAACCAGAGCCCCUACGAGCCUGACGCGUCCUUCACGCCGUCUAAGCGCCCCUCCCUCGAGAAUCUCAAGCGCGCAUCCCGAGUAAAAAACAGUAACAUGUUCCGCGAUCACAACCAGGAGUACGACCCCACAAAUGUUUACGUCCCGCAGAGACCCUUGGUCACAAGUCGCCCGGCACCGAAGCCGCUGCAAACUGCAUCCCCGACGCGGCAACCAGAGAACCAGGACAUCGGGCCCAGACCCCCAUCCCCAAGCAAGGACCAAGUUCCCCCCGCGAAAUCAUCUCUGUCUCGAGCGAGCCGCUUUGGGUUCAAGGAUGCAGGGUUCGACCCCGAAAAUGAGAUCUGGUCCGACAUCGAUGGAAGUCGCCAUGCCAAGAGUGUCACGUUCGACGCCGCUCCACCGCAAGUCAACGAGUACGAAAUGACCACUCCGGACCCUUCUUCCAUUGCAUCGGGCUCCCGUGAAGGAAGCUACGAAUCGGAAGAAGACGAAGGUGAUGUGAGCUUCGAUCGCGAAUCUUCCCUCGACCGGGAUGACAGCUUUGAUGCUUCAUUGGAAGAUCUGGAGAAAACCCCUGUUGUUUUGCCGGAAGACUGGCGCUACAUGAGCCCGGCCAUCGCGAAUGACGAUCUCGUGAAGGAGGAUGAGGAUCCAUUCACGGAGGAUGAAGAUGAUCACAGCCCCGAUCCCCAGCCGUCCACGCGACAGGAACCUCCCGUGCAGCAUUCUCGCGUCGAGUCUCUGGAUUCGAAUGGCGAGCGCCGUCCACUGCCACCCCUUCCACCUGCUAGUCGUCCGUCAUUUACUAAUCGGACUUCGUCCCCAGGCAAGCUGGCUGCAGCGUUUGAGCUUGGAAGCGGUGGGCAGCGAGUUUUGCCGUCUCCUCCGGGCCCUGCGACUUACAGCAAGUCAGAUAUCACUGAUCACGCUCGUACAUCUAUGUCGUUGGAGGACAGAUUGCGUCUGAUGAUGAUCCAGAAAAACGAAAGCAAGAACCAGGAUCCAGAGCAUGAAACUGUCCAGCCGCCCAAGCCACACUCCGAACAUGCAGGUGAUGAAGAGCAUACCGACUGCGAAGCACAGGACAAGGAUUCCAAUGCGGAUGAGGUUCCCGAGAACCCGGUUGAAGAGGAUGCCGAUGUCUUCUCUGCUCCCCGCAUCUCCAGGGAUUCAAUUCUUCGCGACCUUCGCAAGAGUGAGAGUGAAAGCUAUCUCGAUGACUCGUUCGAAGAUGCGUCCCAGCUGGAAUCGAGUCCCCACCACUAUGACCAUUAUGACCCUGAUGUUCCAAUUCCAUCCCUAGAGGACGAUGAAGAUGAUGAUGAUGACAGCCACGACGAUGACGAUGAUGACCAAAGCAGCGUGGUGAUCAAGCCCGAAGAGCACGAUGAUGAUCUUUAUGACGUUCCAGAGUAUUAUGAAACGGUAGAUUCUAAGGAGUCUUUGAACGACGAUGUGGCUGGUGAUGACGAGAGUUGCCGGUCAAGCAUGCCGUUGGAAGAUGACGACCUAACACCGCAGGGCGAACCGCAGGGUUUCGAAGACUUGGACAGACACUCCACACCGGUGCCCGUGUUGCCCGAUGAGGCGCCUGCGCUACAACCUACAACCGAAACGGAGCCGGAGCACAACGCUAAUGAGCUGUCCGCCUCUAAGAUGGAGGCCAUGCGGGAAUCGCUGCAGCGACCGGUGACGCCGGACAACCACGACCAGGUAUCGGAGCCCUCGACUCCUGAGUCGGUCAUUCGACACCCAAUUGAUGAAGAGGGCGAAUACAGUGGCAGCGACGACAGCGACCGCGAAAUGUCGCCUGACGAAAGUGUACCCGAUCCUAUCGCGACGGUCAAAGCCCCUGGAACAGGCCUGAAGACUCGUCCAUCUCUGACCCCAGCUGACAUGGAGCAAAUGGCUGCGACCCGUCGCCAGGUCAGCGGGCAGCUUCCUCCGCCGAUGCCCCAGCUCACUAAACAGACCUCAAACGAGUCCAAGGGCUCCGCCCCUGACGAUGAUGCUCCAGCCCAUACCGCGAAGGAACAUACCCAAAGACAACCCAGUCUCAUGAAGCUAGAUAUCCCCUUCAGCAUCCAGGAGGAAAGCCUUGGAUUUGGCCUGGACAAAGAAUUCGAUCGAGUGAUUGAGACCCAAAAGGUGGCGUUUGAACAUUCCCUAUCCCGAUUAGGGCACCUCCCCUCUGUCAUCCACACCCAGGAGACCCCAGACCAUGGACCGGGAGCCCAUCCCUUGACUUUUGGACAAUUGACUAAUCUGAGUGCUCCUAAACAGAGAGGUUACCUUAUGCGGCACAACACGAAGGUCAUCAUCGCCAGCAGUCGGAACGAAGAUGAAACGGCCCCGAACCCAGAAGCUCCCGCGGCGGCUCGGGCUGCACCAACUUCCCGCAAGCCUAGUCAGCAGACCUGGACUACUGUUCCUUGGAACGGCCAAACUCGCCGUGCGAGUAUGAGGACGUCCAGCGGAAUGGUCCGAAAGAAGCCUGUAGCCGGCCCCGUGCCCCCGCUGCCGGGUCAGCAGAGUAGCGUCCAAGAGCCUCCGGCAACCAUUGAGGAGACCGAGCCUGCCCUGAACGGUGCCUUGGAAGAGGGUGAGGAGCGUGGUCGCCUGUUUGUCAAGGUGGUGGGGAUGAAGUAUCUCGACCUGCCUCUCCCACGAGGCGAGAGAUCAUACUUUGCCCUAACCUUGGACAAUGGUCUUCAUUGUGUAACGACGGCUUGGUUGGAACUGGGGAAGACCGCUCCGAUCGGCCAGGAGUUUGAGCUCAUUGUGCAGAAUGAUCUCGAGUUCCAACUGACUCUCCAGAUGAAGGUUGAUGAAGAGAAGCUGCGUGUCCCGGAGCCUCAGCCCACCGCAUCCCCUGCCCGACAGAAGGCCUCUACUUUCAGUCGCGUAUUUGCUUCUCCCCGCAAGCGCAAGGAGCUCGAGAUGAAGCAACAACUUGUAUCUCAGCAAAGCAAGGCCAGAGAUGUCAACGCCCCUGUGUGGGAAAGACUGCGAACUCUUAUCGCCCGGGACGGAAGCUUUGGACGCGCUUAUGUUUCCCUCAGUGACCACGAGAAGCAUGCCUUCGGCCGUCCUUACACGGUCGAUGUGGCCUGUUUCAAUGAGUGGGCCGUGGAGGAACAGCCCAGCAGUGUUAAGAGCAAGAAGAGCACGAACAGCACCGCCUCUCAGCGUCGACCUCCUUACAAGAUUGGCAAGCUAGAGCUUCAGCUACUGUUUGUGCCAAAGCCCAAAGCAGCCAAGGAUGACGAUAUGCCCAAGAGCAUGAAUGCAUGCAUUCGGGAAAUGCGUGAAGCGGAAACUGUCUCUUCUCGCAGUUACGAAGGCUUUCUGUCUCAACAGGGUGGUGACUGCCCGUUCUGGCGCCGUCGCUUCUUCAAGCUUCAGGGUUCCAAGUUGACCGCUUACCAUGAGACUACGCGUCAACCCCGCGCAACCAUCAACCUGUCGAAGGCGGCCAAACUCAUUGACGACCGAUCCUCCCUGAUGCAAAAGGAAACUUCGACUCGGGGUGGUGGUCGCCGCAAGUCUGCUUUUGCCGAAGAGGAGGAGGGCUACAUGUUCGUGGAAGAAGGGUUCCGCAUCCGCUUCGGCAACGGCGAGGUCAUUGAUUUCUACGCCGACAGUGCGGCCGACAAAGAUGGCUGGAUGAAGGUCCUCGCGGAUGCUGUGGGCAAGGGAUCCUCUGGCAGCAGCCAAGCCAAGAUGUGGACGGAGCUGGUUCUCAAGCGCGAGCGGAGCAUGAAGGUGAAGCGGGAAACCACCACCAGCGAUCGGCCGUUGGGCCAAGCCCCUCCGCCGCCGCCCGCCAAGGAUACGGCCAUUCCCACCCCGACGGCGCCGGCGCCGGGCGUGGCCCGCCCUCGACACAAACACACGCAGUCGCAGCCCGACGUUCGCGACGCGGACGCUCGCCGGCAGAAGACGCGCUCUCUGAUGUUCUAAAGUUGACUCCCCCACUUGCCUGUCUGCUUUAAUCCCCUUUGUCUUCUUUUCUCUCUCUCUUUUGCCCUUCUUUUCCCCUUUUUUUUUUUCUCCCGUGUGUUUUCUCUCGUCUUCGGUGUUGGAGUCCAGCCGGCUGCAUUCUCCUUGAAAAUUCCUGCAUCCUGCACUGUUCAUUCUGCC